UUAAUAUAAGAAUGUUUAUGUGCAACUUGUGUUUUUGUAAAUUUUCCCAUGCAGUUGUAUUUGCAUGACCAAGCAUAUGGUAAGGACAUUUAUAAAUAAAAUAUUUAGCCGGUAGUUAAAAGGGGGAAAAACCCCGUAAGUUUAAAAACCACACUUGUGUGAUCAGACAGUAUAUGAUGCCCAGUUUCUUUCUUUAAAAUUAGUUUCGAAGUACUCCUCUCUCUCUUAUGGUCAUGUCUCCACAAAGUACUCUGCCCAGCUCCCAGGCAGUUGUGGCUUUUGUGGAUUCUACAGUGUGCUGCUUCAGGCCAUGACAUUAUGUUUUCAGAAACUUUCCUCCUUAUAAAUUUUAGGUUUCCCCAAAACUUGAGCAACAUAUAUCUUGAUUGUCAGAAAUGGUCUACUCUGGUAAAUUAUUAUUGUUUCUUAUUUUCUAGGAGUUUCCUAAUCACAUAACCUCUCAGAACUGAACCAAAACAGCAUUAUUCCCGGAGCACCUCUUUUUAAGGUAGAACUUUAGACUUCAUAGCACUGAAUUAACCUGCACUGAAAGCUGUUUACCUGCAGUUGUUCACUUUUGUUGAAAGUGACCAUGUCUCAAGUUCAAGUGCAAGUUCAGAACCCAUCUGCUGCUCUCUCAGGGAGCCAAAUACUGAACAAGAACCAGUCUCUUCUCUCCCAGCCUUUGAUGAGUAUUCCUUCUACUACUAGCUCUCUGCCCUCUGAAAAUGCAGGUAGACCUAUUCAAAACUCUGCUUUACCCUCUGCAUCUCUUACACCCACCAGUGCAGCUGCAGUUCCUUCUAGCAUGGCACACCCCAAAGAGAAAACCCCAAUGUGUCUUGUGAAUGAGUUAGCCCGUUUCAACAAGAUUCAGCCUGAGUAUAAGCUUUUGCGUGAGCAAGGUCCAGCUCACUGUAAGGUGUUUACAGUACAGCUAACACUUGGAGAUCAGCACUGGGAAGCUGAAGGAACUAGUAUUAAAAAAGCCCAGCACACAGCUGCUGCCAAAGCUUUGGAAGGAACAAAAUUUCCUAAACCCAUAGUCCGCCCUUUUCGUAGCGAAGGAAGGAAUCCAGAAAGCAUAACCCCUACUGUAGAACUAAAUGCACUGUGCAUGAAACUUGGAAAAAAACCAAUGUAUAAGCCUGUCGACCCUUACUCUCGGAUGCAGUCCACCUAUAACUACAACAUGAGAGGAGGUGCUUAUCCCCCAAGGUAUGUGUCUGUUUGUUUUAAAUACAGGUUGGCUACUCUCCAUGAGAAACCACCUGCUAUCGACUGGGCUUACUACAAGGCCAAUGUGGCGAAGGCUGGUUUGGUAGAUAACUUUGAGAAGAAGUUUAAUGCCCUGAAGGUUCCUGUGCCAGAGGAUAAAUAUACUGUUCAGGUGGAUGCUGAAGAAAAAGAAGAUGUGAAAAGGUGUACCGAGUUUUUGUCUCUCUCAAAGGCCAGGAUUGAGGAAUAUGAAAAAGAGCUGGAGAAGAUGAGGAACGGUCUUGUCCGUAACUCGCCCUUCCCUGUGGUUCCUGGGAGGUCGUGUGCUGAGCAGUGUGUCCUACCACUGGCAGGAAGUGUCUGUCACGCUUUCACUCAGUCUUUCCCUCUGAAACAGGUUGCCCGGGAGAGUGGCCCCCCCCAUAUGAAGAGCUUUGUGACCAAGGUGUCAGUUGGGGAGUUUGUUGGGGAAGGUGAAGGGAAGAGCAAGAAGAUUUCAAAGAAAAACGCUGCUAUCGCUGUCCUCGAGGAGCUAAAGAAGCUACCACCCCUGCCUACGGUCGAGCGAGUGAAGCCCAGAAUCAAAAAGAAAACAAAAUCCAUAGUCAGGCUACAGAGCAGCACAGACUGCGGCCAGGGGAUGAACCCGAUCAGCAGACUGGCCCAGAUCCAGCAGGCGAAAAAGGAGAAGGAGCCAGAGUACAUGCUCCUCACAGAGCGAGGCCUCCCGCGCCGCAGAGAGUUUGUGAUGCAGGUGAAGGUGGGAAACCAUACCGCAGAAGGAACAGGCACCAACAAGAAGGUGGCCAAACGCAACGCAGCUGAGAACAUGUUGGAGAUCCUUGGUUUCAAAGUCCCACAGGCUCAGCCCACCAAACCAGCCCUCAAAUCAGAGGAGAAGACACCAAUAAAAAAACCAGGGGAUGGAAGAAAAGUAACCUUUUUUGAACCUGGCUCUGGGGAUGAAAAUGGGACUAGCAAUAAAGAGGAUGAGUUUAGGAUGCCUUAUCUUAGUCAUCAGCAGCUGCCCGCGGGGAUUCUUCCCAUGGUGCCCGAGGUUGCCCAGGCCGUAGGAGUCAGUCAAGGACACCACACCAAAGAUUUCACCAGGGCAGCUCCGAAUCCGGCCAAGGCCACGGUAACUGCCAUGAUAGCCCGUGAGUUGUUGUAUGGGGGCACCUCGCCCACAGCCGAGACCAUUUUAAAGAAUAACAUCUCUUCAGGCCACGUACCCCAUGGACCUCUUACAAGACCCUCUGAGCAGCUGGACUAUCUUUCCAGAGUCCAGGGAUUCCAGGUUGAAUACAAAGACUUCCCCAAAAACAACAAGAACGAGUUUGUAUCUCUUAUCAAUUGCUCCUCUCAGCCACCUCUGAUCAGCCAUGGUAUUGGAAAGGAUGUGGAGUCCUGCCAUGACAUGGCUGCACUGAACAUCUUAAAGCUGCUCUCUGAGUUGGACCAACCGAGUACAGAGAUGCCAAGAACAGGAAAUGGACCAAUGUCUGUGUGUGGGAGGUGCUGAACCUUUUCUGGCCACGAACCGUUGUGAAACCCCGACGCGUAUACUGAAAAUACUGAACCUGCUUUGAGAAUUUGAAAGUUCUGAUACCUCCAGUGGGCCGAGCGACGUGCUGGGUAAAGAACCAGAGGCGGCAGUGGUGACGAAGACGGGAACACAAGGAGGCGGCCGUGGCUGCGCUCGCGGGUGCUGUUCUGUCCCCACAUACAGGCAGCUGCUGGGGGGCGCGGCGGGGCCUGCCAUGCGGCCCCGGACCCCUCGGUGCUUGUGUAUUGGGGCUGUGUGAAGGAAACCGGGAACAGAGCACGACCCUUUCUCAGUGGCUCACUCAAGCCCUUGGGACACACCCUGGACACCCACGCCGGGGAGCGGGGCCGUACACCAGCCCCAGGGCCGAAAGCACCAGAGAAAAUCACAUGCUUCCUACUCAGCGCCAGCUAACCAUUCUCGCGUGCUCCGGCCCCCGCCUCCGUGGCGCCCACUCUCUCCUCACCACUGCUUUCUCUCCCGAAAGAGAUUACAUAUUCUUAGUUUUAUUAUUUUCUUUUGACUGAAAUGACACUAUAUACAUUUUCAUCUGAGAGUUUCUCAGUUGUAUCUAGUUACAUAGCACAGUUUAGAAACUUGUCUGAGACUGACUUCAGUAAUCUAAUCAGCAAAGAUCAUAUCCAUGUGUAUGUGGUUAUACGUCUUGACUUUACUGGACUAACCCAGGACCAUUUCGGUGACGCAAACUGUGUGGCCUCCGGUUUAGCUGAAACGGUCCUGGGCUUCUCAGAGUCCUUGAUGAAGUCUCCCACGGUUGUAUAAACUGGACAGUUUAGGAAUUUUAAACUUCAAUGAUCAUUUGGUUCUUUUUCUAUUUUACUUUUGUUAAUGCAACAGGACUUAAACAAAUGAACUUUGAUCUUUGUUUUAAAGAUUAUUAAAAAAAAUCGUGUGUACAUACACCUGGCUCUUGAAGACACGUAGCUUUCACUACACUACAGGAUAUGGUCUCCAUGUAGUACACACCAACCCGCAGGGGGAUUUCCUUGAGUGCUUUGUACUGUUGAUUACAUCUCCAUGUAGGGCUGAAAAGAAUGACCCGUGUUUAUCUCUGAAACUGUGUUGCUUUUGAUGUUGUGUUUCUGGGCACAGAAGCGUGUGCAGUUUAAGGUCCUGCAUAUGGUCCAGAUGAAAAGCACCGUAGCCUUGCGAGUUAAGUACCGCUUCGAUUCAUUGUUUACGCUGGAAUUUUUUUCUCCCCAUGGAAUGUAAGUAAAACUUAGUGUUUGUCACCAAUAAAUGGUAAUACUAAAUUUUUUUUUGUUAAUUUAUUCUCAAAUGCCACUACUGCUAGGUUGGUCCCCUCCCAACCUGCCUCCUACCCUUUUUUUUAAGAAAGAAAAAAAAAAACACUUUGUAAUGCUUGUGACUUCUGUUUGGGCAAAAUUCUGAAGAUCUGAAAUAACUUUAUAUCAAACCAUUGAUCAAUAAACAGAUACUAAUGAA
Messenger RNA from Leptonychotes weddellii (Weddell seal), 4231 nucleotides. Lineage: Eukaryota; Metazoa; Chordata; Mammalia; Carnivora; Phocidae. The record is from RefSeq and is a predicted model, not a curated record.